ACCCUGCAACCGGGCAGUCUCUUUCUGUUUACGGAGAGAAAGGGGAAAUGGAAAAGUCGGGGAGGCGGUGGCUGGCGUCCGCUGCGCCGCCCCUGGGCAGGCUCAGACGCCGUGAGUCAGGGGCAGAGCAGGGCGGUCUGAGCGUGCGGGCGACGCGGGUCUCACUCGUCCGCUCCGCUCUGGACUGCGCGCCACGCUCUGGGGUCCGGCGCCCUGGUUCCUGCUUCUGCCGCUGCCGCCGCCGGAUCCCAGUGGCCCGGCGUGCUCGGCUCCCACAGGCCUGCAGCCAGCAUCGCACCGAACCUUCGGGGGGCCGCGGCUGGAGCGCUCGGCCGGCGUGGGAGCGCCAAGGCCGCAGUAAAUUCGACAAGCAGAAACUGCAACUAAACGGCUCAGUAAAACCGAAGUCAAAUGUUCCUCCAUUAAUCUAAGAAGUUGCUCUCCUAACUCAGCAGACUCCAAGAACCUGAAUCACAAUCUCCCUCGAAGAUGUACAAGAUCUCAGGAGGGGAAGCUGCCCCCUCACUCUAGAUUUCACGGUGGUGAUAACAGCCAUGAAAGCAUUUCAUAGACUCUCCAGAAAGAGCAACAGUAAUGGAGUACAUGAGCACUGGAAGUGACAAUAAAGAAGAGAUUGAUUUAUUAAUUAAACAUUUAAAUGUGUCUGAUGUAAUAGACAUUAUGGAAAAUCUUUAUGCAAGUGAAGAGCCAGCAGUUUAUGAACCCAGUCUAAUGACCAUGUGUCAAGACAGUAAUCAAAACGAUGAGCGUUCUAAGUCUCUGCUGCUUAGUGGCCAAGAGGUACCAUGGUUGUCAUCAGUCAGAUAUGGAACUGUGGAGGAUUUGCUUGCUUUUGCAAACCAUAUAUCCAACACUGCAAAGCAUUUUUAUGGACAACGACCACAGGAAUCUGGAAUUUUAUUAAACAUGGUCAUCACUCCCCAAAAUGGACGUUACCAAAUAGAUUCCGAUGUUCUCCUGAUCCCCUGGAAGCUGACUUACAGGAAUAUUGGUUCUGAUUUUAUUCCUCGGGGCGCCUUUGGAAAGGUAUACUUGGCACAAGAUAUAAAGACGAAGAAAAGAAUGGCGUGUAAACUGAUCCCAGUAGAUCAAUUUAAGCCAUCUGAUGUGGAAAUCCAGGCUUGCUUCCGGCACGAGAACAUCGCAGAGCUGUAUGGCGCAGUCCUGUGGGGUGAAACUGUCCAUCUCUUUAUGGAAGCAGGCGAGGGAGGGUCUGUUCUGGAGAAACUGGAGAGCUGUGGACCAAUGAGAGAAUUUGAAAUUAUUUGGGUGACAAAGCAUGUUCUCAAGGGACUUGAUUUUCUACACUCAAAGAAAGUGAUCCAUCAUGAUAUUAAACCUAGCAACAUUGUUUUCAUGUCCACAAAAGCUGUUUUGGUGGAUUUUGGCCUAAGUGUUCAAAUGACCGAAGAUGUCUAUUUUCCUAAGGACCUCCGAGGAACAGAGAUUUACAUGAGCCCAGAGGUCAUCCUGUGCAGGGGCCAUUCAACCAAAGCAGACAUCUACAGCCUGGGGGCCACGCUCAUCCACAUGCAGACGGGCACCCCACCCUGGGUGAAGCGCUACCCUCGCUCAGCCUAUCCCUCCUACCUGUACAUAAUCCACAAGCAAGCACCUCCACUGGAAGACAUUGCAGAUGACUGCAGUCCAGGGAUGAGAGAGCUGAUAGAAGCUUCCCUGGAGAGAAACCCCAAUCACCGCCCAAGAGCCGCAGACCUACUAAAACAUGAGGCCCUGAACCCGCCCAGAGAGGAUCAGCCACGCUGUCAGAGUCUGGACUCUGCCCUCUUGGAGCGCAAGAGGCUGCUGAGUAGGAAGGAGCUGGAACUUCCUGAGAACAUUGCUGAUUCUUCGUGCACAGGAAGCACCGAGGAAUCUGAGAUGCUCAAGAGGCAACGCUCUCUCUACAUCGACCUCGGCGCUCUGGCUGGCUACUUCAAUCUUGUUCGGGGACCACCAACGCUUGAAUAUGGCUGAAGGAUGCCAUGUUUGCUCUAAAUUAAGACAGCAUUGAUCUCCUGGAGGCUGGUUCUGCUGCCUCUACACAGGGGCCCUGUACAGUGAAUGGUGCCAUUUUCGAAGGAGCAGUGUGACCUCCUGUGACCCGUGAAUGUGCCUCCAAGCGGCCCUGUGUGUUUGACAUGUGAAGCUAUUUGAUAUGCACCAGGUCUCAAGGUUCUCAUUUCUCAGGUGACGUGAUUCUAAGGCAGGAAUUUGAGAGUUCACAGAAGGAUCGUGUCUGCUGACUGUUUCAUUCACUGUGCACUUUGCUCAAAAUUUUAAAAAUACCAAUCACAAGGAUAAUAGAGUAGCCUAAAAUUACUAUUCUUGGUUCUUAUUUAAGUAUGGAAUAUUCAUUUUACUCAGAAUAGCUGUUUUGUGUAUAUUGGUGUAUAUUAUAUAACUCUUUGAGCCUUUAUUGGUAAAUUCUGGUAUACAUUGAAUUCAUUAUAAUUUGGGUGACUAGAACAACUUGAAGAUUGUAGCAAUAAGCUGGACUAGUGUCCUAAAAAUGGCUAACUGAUGAAUUAGAAGCCAUCUGACAGCAGGCCACUAGUGACAGUUUCUUUUGUGUUCCUAUGGAAACAUUUUAUACUGUACAUGCUAUGCUGAAGACAUUCAAAACGUGAUGUUUUGAAUGUGGAUAAAACUGUGUAAACCACAUAAUUUUUGUACAUCCCAAAGGAUGAGAAUGUGACCUUUAAGAAAAAUGAAAACUUUUGUAAAUUAUUGAUGAUUUUGUAAUUCUUAUGACUAAAUUUUCUUUUAAGCAUUUGUAUAUUAAAAUAGCAUACUGUGUAUGUUUUAUAUCAAAUGCCUUCAUGAAUCUUUCAUACAUAUAUAUAUUUGUAACAUUGUAAAGUAUGUGAGUAGUCUUAUGUAAAGUAUGUUUUUACAUUAUGCAAAUAAAACCCAAUACUUUUGUCCAAUGUGGUUGGUCAAAUCAACUGAAUAAAUUCAGUAUUUUGCCUUA
Molecule: messenger RNA, 2995 nt
Organism: Homo sapiens (human)
Lineage: Eukaryota; Metazoa; Chordata; Mammalia; Primates; Hominidae
Gene: MAP3K8
Product: mitogen-activated protein kinase kinase kinase 8
Exons: 9
Coding region: 595-1998 (467 amino acids)
Biological process (GO): signal transduction
Cellular component (GO): cytoplasm
Molecular function (GO): ATP binding; magnesium ion binding; MAP kinase kinase kinase activity
Source: RefSeq, a predicted model, not a curated record